This is a messenger RNA of Amaranthus tricolor (Joseph's coat), 1369 nucleotides long. RefSeq names its product heat stress transcription factor A-8. The transcript has 2 exons. The record is from RefSeq and is a predicted model, not a curated record. Gene Ontology annotation, biological process: regulation of transcription by RNA polymerase II. Gene Ontology annotation, molecular function: RNA polymerase II cis-regulatory region sequence-specific DNA binding; DNA-binding transcription factor activity. Lineage: Eukaryota; Viridiplantae; Streptophyta; Magnoliopsida; Caryophyllales; Amaranthaceae. Gene Ontology annotation, cellular component: nucleus. The coding region runs from base 230 to 1318 and encodes 362 amino acids.
ACCCAAAAAUUUUGGGUGUUACAAAGAUAUUUCUUGGUCAAAGCAACGGUUGGUUCUUGGCGUGUCCCAACUAUUUGCCAAGCAAUUGCAAUUCAGGAAACACAAGGGUUUUAGUUGGCGUAUAGACAUAGCUUGAUUGCUCCGUCGCCAUUCACAAUUCCAUUAAUGAUCAAACUAAAUUUAUUUUUCAAUUAUCAAAUCUUCUGCAACUAAUCGAAGAAUUUGAAGAAUGGCGCAGGGUAAAUCAAUUGGAAGUGGCUCAAAUUUGGCCCCUUUUUUGAUCAAAUGCUAUGAUAUGGUUGAUACUGAAUCUACGGAUAACAUUAUUUCUUGGAGUGAAUCAAAUGAUAGUUUUGUUAUUUGGGAUAUGACUGAAUUUUCUCGCGAUUUGCUCCCUGCUUACUUCAAGCACCGCAAUUUUUCUAGUUUUAUGCGCCAACUUAACAUUUAUGGCUUCAGAAAAGUUGAUACAGAUCGUUGGGAAUUUGCAAAUGAAGGCUUCGUCAAGGGCCAAAAGCAUUUGUUACAGAACAUUAAAAGAAGAAAACAUCCUCAGAAUACAGUACAGAAGAAUCAGCAGCAGGACCAAGUGCUAUGUGUUCCCGAUGAAGUGGAUUAUAUCAGCUUACAAAAAGAAGUGGAGAUUCUCAAGACCGAUAAAAGCGCAUUGAUGCAAGAAUUAGUCAAACUCAGGGAACGCCACGAGUCAUCACAGAACAAUUUACUCCUCUUAAGGGAACGUCUCCAGGGGAUGGAGAAUAAUCAGCAGCAACUGCUUUCAUUUUUAGUGAUGAUUAUGCAGAGCCCGGGCCUUCUGUCUCAGCUAUUUCAACCUAAAGAGAACAGUUGGCGUGUAGCCGAAGCUGGAAAAAUCGUAUUAAACGACGAUGCUGUGAUUGUCAGGUAUCAGCCUCUGCCAGAUAGUGCUCCUUCGCCUUCUCUGGCUCCGUCUUUGGAUCCUGAUAAAACAGUUGAUCAUGAUGUAUCCUUCGAUAGGGUUAAAGACUUCUUAAUGAAUUUCGAUUUCCCAUCAUCUCCAUUAGAUGAAAGCUUUCUUUCUGCUGAAAAUUAUGGUUCAAUUGUUCCAACUGAUGAAUUUGAUCUCGAUAAAUUGGAACAAUUUCUGCUAAGUAGCCCUGAUCGCGAUGAUACUAAGCAAGAUGAAGAAGAGACGAAAUCUGCAUUACAUGGUAUUGAAACCGAAAAUUGUGAGAUGAAUGAUUCGCCUUCAUGCUUUGGAUUCAACAAAGAUUCGUCGAGUUUGGAACAUUUGACGGAAAAAAUGGAAGGUUUAUCUCCUGGGAAUGUUUUUUUGUAGAUUAUUACUAACUAAUUGUGAUUUGCCUUCCAUAGGAAUCUGUUUUGUCAC